AUGGCUUCAAUAGAUUCAUACCUUCCCAAGCCUAAAAACAAAUCUCAAAAUGCCGAUCAAUUAAAUUCAUCUUCUAAUAUAACGAUUGUUUCUAAACUCAAUAACGAACAACGCGAACUCUUUGCACAAACCUAUUCAAUCCCCUCAUAUGGCCACCGAACGGAGUUUCGUACAGCUAAUGGUAAAAAGUGGCGACCUCAAUCAGUUGAAGAUUAUGGGGAUGGAGGAGCAUAUCCUGAAAUUCCUGUUGCCCAAUAUCCUCGUAAUAUGGGUCAACCCAAGGACCGUAACGCCACUAGCAAACAAAAUAAAACACUUGCGCUUACAGUUAAUUCAGAAGGAAAUAUUGAUUAUUCUUCUAUUGCAAAAAACGGGCAUUCAAAAUCUCGCAUUGUCCAGUCGUCUUAUUCUGAUUUAAUUCCUUUACGCCAACGAGUACAAAAUGGAGAAGUGUCUCUUGACCAACCCGACCAAGACACUGUACGCGAAACAACCGAAAAAACACAACUUGCGCUUCAAAAAAUUUUAGAUAGCAAGAUCUCUGCUGAAAAGCCCAAGACAUCGGUUGUUGCUGGCUCUUCAACUAAUUCUAAUGCGACUUAUGUUAGAUAUACACCUUCUAGUAUGAUGGGAGAAUCGGGCGGCAAAUCUAAGCAACGUAUUAUAAAACUAGUUGAUGUGCAAAAUGAUCCCUUGGCUCCACCAAAAUUUAAACAUACUAAAGUUGUAGCAAGGCCUCCAUCUCCUCCUCCUCCAGUUUUACGCUCACCCCCAAGAAAAGUUACGGCAGAAGAUCAGAAAAAUUGGUAUAUUCCCCCAAGUGUUUCUAAUUGGAAAAACCCUAAAGGUUUCACUAUUGCUAUUGAUAAACGCAUGGCAUCUGAUGGAAGAAAUAUACAAACGUCAACCCUGAGUGAUAAUUUUGCAAAGCUUUCUGAAGCUUUAGCUGUUGCCGACAACAAAAUGAGAGUGGAAGUUAGUCAACGCAAUGCCAUGAAGAAAAAGCUACAAGAAAAGGAGGAAUUUGAAAGAGACGAGAGGUUGAGACAAUUAGCACAUAGAGCCAAGGCUGAACGUGACCAGACUAUUUCAAAUAAGGGUAGGAAUCAACGAAAAAGAGAUGAUUCAGAUACUAGCGACGAAAGUGAUAAUGAAAAAGAAAGAAGACGAACUCCUUCACCUACUCUACGCAAAGAGAUGCAUACGACAAGAAAAAAUUCAUAUAAUGAACGGUCACGUUCUCCUUCUGAGUCUCCUCGAUCGAAAUCGCAAAGUCCUUAUAGAAGAUAUGAACGUUCUGAAAGACAAAGGCAUACCCGAAGAGAUAAACGUGAUAGUUCAGAUGAAGAGAGUGGAUACAGUAAUGAAGAAGAUGAUAGACAUUACAGAGGAAGAUCGUACCAAAGAAGAUCUUCGGAAUCACAAUCCCGUUCACGUUCUAGAUCUAGAACUCCUGAAAGUGAUGCAGAAUCUAACCGUUAUCAUAAAUCUCGUACAAAGAGAAGGUACUCAGAUAGUGAUCAAAGCAAUGAUGAAGAGCCAAACUUUCGACAACGAGAAUUUGAGUCGAAGAAAUCUAGAAGAGAAAGCAAUUUUGAAAUGCCUGAUGAACGUCGUCGCAGAAUUAUUAGAGAAGAAAAACUUGAAGAUGAGAAGCGCAAAAUGCGUAUGUCUCGUAUGGGCACGGAACGACGUAUUAAAUCUAUGAUAAGCGACAAGGAUAGAGAUAUUUCUGAAAGAGUUGCUUUAGGAGUGGCUCGGCCUACUCAGGUAUCUACUGGAGAAUCUCAAUUUGAUUCUCGUUUAAUGGGUCGGGUAUCAGUUAGUCGAAAUUUCAAUGAAGAUCAGCCAUAUGAAAGCUCAUUGUUUCGUUCUAGUGAAGCGAUUCAAUCAAUAUAUCGACCCCGUGGAACUAAAGGGGCAACUGGACUUGGUGGUUUGAAUGAUAAUGAUGAAGACAAUGAAAUGCGCAGAAUAACUGGUGAGAACCGAUUUGAAUCACAUGGAAAUGUAAAGAAUAGCUUUACUGGGUCUGAGUCUACUGAAGCAAAAGAAGGGCCAGUUGAGUUUGAAAAAGACUCUGAUCCUUUUGGAGUAAGCAAAAUGAUUAGAGAAGUGCAGGAGGAAAAAAUGAAAAAUAAAAGGCAAAAUUAA
Messenger RNA from Magnusiomyces paraingens, 2154 nucleotides. RefSeq lists its product as uncharacterized. Lineage: Eukaryota; Fungi; Ascomycota; Dipodascomycetes; Dipodascales; Dipodascaceae. The record is from RefSeq and is a predicted model, not a curated record. Gene Ontology annotation, biological process: mRNA splicing, via spliceosome. The transcript has a single exon. Bases 1 to 2154 code for a protein of 717 amino acids. Gene Ontology annotation, cellular component: spliceosomal complex.